Molecule: messenger RNA, 1022 nt
Organism: Rubroshorea leprosula
Lineage: Eukaryota; Viridiplantae; Streptophyta; Magnoliopsida; Malvales; Dipterocarpaceae
Source: the annotation of a GenBank genome assembly
GAUUUUACCGAUUCGAUUUUACGAUUCCGAUUUUACCUAACCAAAACGAUUUUAGGUAAAAUCUCGAUUUUGACAACCUUGGUGAUAUAGAUCCUUUUGCUGAGUUCUACAGAUAAGACCUCUUUGCCAUUCCUUAUCUCUAGAGGUGGUUAAACUUCUUACGUAUAUUAGUGAUAUAGAUCCUUUUGCUGAGUUCUACAGGAAGAAGCUUGCUCAGUGUCUACUUUUUUACCAUAGUCCUAAUGGUGAUCAUGAAAGGAGUAUUCUGACUAAGCUGAAGCAGCAGUGUGGGGGACAGUUCACAUCCAAGAAAGAGGGCAUGGGGUUGCCAUCUUUAGGGGAGAAGCAUGAUAAGUUCAUGCUAAGGGAGCUUGUUAAAAGAUGGUCAAAUCAUAAAGUCAUGGUCCUGCGGCUGUCGCAAUUCUUCCAUUGUCUUGAUAUUGAAUUCUUUCCUCGGAGAUCACUUCCUCCACUUAAUGAAGUUGGAUUAACAUGCUUCUGGGAUCGGGUAUACAAUGAAAUAAAUGGUAAAGUCAGAGAUGCUGUAAUUACCCUGAUUGACAAAGAACUGCAACAUGAGUUGCUGGUGGUCUUUGCCAACCAACUACUUGGAAAAGUGCAUUCUGAAUGUUGUGCAUUGCUCAAAGAUGAUAAGGUGGAUGAUCUUUCUAGGAUGUACAGGCUUUACCAUAAAAUACCCAAGGGAUUGGAACUGAUUGCUAAUGCAUUCAAGCAGGUCUGGCUUUCUACUUCCUCUUUUCUGCAGCAUGUCACUAAUGAGGGUACUGGUCUCGUUCAACAAGCUGAAGAUGCUGCAAGUAACCAGGCUACAACUUCUUCUGGUGCACCAGAGCAGGUAAGUGUACAAUGGGCUGUGUCCUGUGGUUUCUUUUGAAAAUUUUUGAAGAUGUCCAAAAUUGAUGUGAUUGUUAUCUUCAGGUCCUCAUCAGGAAAAUAAUUGAAUUGCAUGAUAAGUACAUGGCCUACGUGACUGACUGUUUUUCAAACAACACACUAUUCCA